This is a messenger RNA of Perca fluviatilis (European perch), 2294 nucleotides long. RefSeq names its product BTB/POZ domain-containing protein kctd15-like. Gene Ontology annotation, biological process: protein homooligomerization. Gene Ontology annotation, molecular function: protein binding. Bases 327 to 1142 code for a protein of 271 amino acids. The record is from RefSeq and is a predicted model, not a curated record. The transcript has 5 exons. Lineage: Eukaryota; Metazoa; Chordata; Actinopteri; Perciformes; Percidae.
UGGUUGAUGUUACUGAAAUAUUAGAGACAGAAGAAGAGAGAGGGCGGCUGCACGAGCCAUCACAGAACACAACGACGUUGAAUUCUUCUUAAAAUACAUUUCUGCUUUUCUCUGCUCGGUUUGACAACUGGAGAGAAGAAACGAGCCGCGCGCCUUAUUGAAGCCUAAUCCCGCCCCGGGGGGUCUGAAGAGCCGGGGGCAACUUUAGGAAUCAGCCCUCCUCUUUAUUCUCUCGGAGGAGACCAGGACAGCCUUGUUCAGCUGCUUCUGGACCCGUAUCUUCACAUUUUAGACCCCUGGAAAGGAGCAGACGCACGCCGGUCUCCAUGUCUUCUGUGUCGGUAUCUUCUCAGGAGGGGCGGAGCAUGUCCCGGAUGUCUCUGAGCCGUUCCCCCGUGUCCCCCCUGACCCCCCCUCAGGGCAUCCCGUUCGCCGCCCAGCUGACCAAGGCCAACCCCGUGCACAUCGACGUGGGGGGGCACAUGUACACCAGUAGCCUGGCCACGCUCACCAAGUAUCCUGAGUCCAGGAUCGGGCGUCUGUUUAACGGCACAGAGCCCAUUGUGUUGGACAGUCUGAAGCAGCACUACUUCAUCGACAGAGACGGAGACAUCUUCCGCUACAUCCUCAGCUUCCUGCGCACCUGCAAGCUGCUGCUGCCCGAAGACUUCCAGGACUUCCGGCAGCUAUAUGAGGAGGCCCGGUUCUACCAGCUGGCUCCGAUGCUAGGGGAGUUGGACCGGUGGCAGGCAGAGCGCCAGGCGCGCCGGGCGCCGCCCCUAGAGGUGCUGGUCAUGCGCGUGGCGCCCGAUCUGGGCGAGAGGAUCGCGCUGAGCGGAGAGAAGGUCCUGAUAGAGGAGGUCUUCCCCGAGACCGGGGACGUCAUGAUCAACUCGCUCAACGCUGGCUGGAACCAGGACCCCACGCACGUUAUACGGUUCCCCCUCAACGGGUACUGCCACCUCAACUCAGUACAGGUUCUGGAGCGUCUGUUCCAGAAAGGUUUCAGCGUGAAGGCGUCCUGUGGCGGUGGCGUUGACUCGUCUCUGUUCAGCGAGUACGUCUUGUGUCGGGAGCUGCGGCGCCGCACGCCAUCGGUCACCAGCACGCCGGUCCGGAUCAAACAGGAACCUCUGGACUGACCUGGUCACAUCUGGAACAUCUGGACUGACCUGGUCACAUCUGGAACAUCUGGACUGACCGGGUCACACAGGGGAACAUCUGGACUGACCUGGUCACACAGGGGAACAUCUGGACUGACCUGGUCACACAGGGGAACAUCUGGACUGACCUGGUCACAUCUGGACUGACCUGGUCACAUCUGGACUGACCUGGUCACAUCUGGACUGACCCAGGAACAUCUGGGCUGACCUGGUCACAUCUGGACUGACCUGGUCACAUCUGGACUGACCUGGUCACAUCUGGACUGACCCAGGAACAUCUGGACUGACCUGGUCACACAGGGGAACAUCUGGACUGACCUGGUCACACAGGGGAACAUCUGGACUGACCUGGUCACAUCUGGACUGACCUGGUCACAUCUGGACUGACCCAGGAACAUCUGGGCUGACCUGGUCACAUCUGGAACAUCUGGACUGACCUGGUCACAUCUGGACUGACCUGGUCACGCGGGAACAUCUGGACUGACCUGGUCACAGGGGAACAUCUGGACUGACCUGGUCACACAGGGGAACAUCUGGACUGACCUGGUCACACGGGAACAUCUGGACUGACCUGGUCACAGGGGAACAUCUGGACUGACCUGGUCACACAGGGGAACAUCUGGACUGACCUGGUCACACGGGAACAUCUGGACUGACCUGGUCACAGGGGAACAUCUGGACUGACCUGGUCACACAGGGGAACAUCUGGACUGACCUGGUCACACAGGGGAACAUCUGGACUGACCUGGUCACACAGGGGAACAUCUGUUUUACGUUAUAAGUCAUGACGCCAUUUUGUUAUAAACUGUGUCAGCGCUUUUUAUAAAAGCUCAGAGCAGCUUUCUGAAGUGACAGGCAGAGCAGCCAGACCGGUUGUUCCCAUGACAACAGGAAACAUGUUUCCAUAACAACAGGAAACAUGGAGUCAGAGCCCAGCCAGUGAUAUGAUAACUUGUAUAAGCGAUAACUCAUCCUGCAGCUCAGACCUGGAAGCUAACCGUUUGGACCAGCGCUGUUCUUCUAGACGAUGACGUCAUCACACACUUCACAUCUUUUUAUAAGACUUUGUAGAAAACGUUUACUUAAUGUCUUUGUUUUUCAUGUAAAAGUUGAUAAAAAAAGUAAAAAGUU